ACCCGUUUAGACGGCCCACGUCCAAUCCACAUUCUGAUACGGGGUGCAAGUGCAACACCAAACUCCAAACCGCUUUAUACUUUACUACUGUGCUUUUCCUCUUCUUUUUCAGUGUAUCUUCUCCAACUCUGAGGUAACCAAGAUUAUAGGGGGAGGUGGAUUUUAUUUAUUGAUAGAAAUGGAAAAUCUUGCCCUUGUCUCAUCCACGAAAAUUGUAGUGGGUUUCUCCCCAAACCCCAGAAACUCUAUCGUUUCCGGCAAUUCCUUUGUGGGUCUGCCAUAUUUGCUUAAGAAAACCGGCAAAAAUGGCAGAAAUUUCAAGUCUAGUUCUUCAGUUUCAGUUCUCUCCUUAUUUCAGGCGCCUAUGGUCACCAAGACUAUUGUGCCAGAAAGAGUUGCGAGAGACUGUUUUGCUAGCAUUGCUUCUUCAAGCAGCCAAGAGACUUCCUCAGUUGGUGCAAAUCCCCAGCUUCCAGUGACACCUCCCCCGUCCCAAGUGGGGUCACCUCUCUUCUGGAUUGGUGUUGGUGUUGGUCUUGCUGCACUUUUCUCCUGGGUGGCUGGUCGAGUGAAGAAAUAUGCAAUGGAACAAGCUUUAAAGACAUUCACGCAACAGAUGAAUGCUCAGAAUAAUCCAUUUGGCAAUGCUGCCUUUUCACCUGGCUCCCCCUUUCCAUUUCCACCAGUUGCAGCUCCUACGUCAGAUACAUCUAGAAUUUCAACUCCUGUCACUGCUCAAGCUGCAACUGUCGAUGUCCCUGCAACAAAGGGGGAAGACCCUCCAUCUAUACCUGUCAAAGAAAACGUAGAACCUGAGAAGGAACCAAAGAAAUAUGCUUUUGUUGAUGUUUCCCCAGAAGAAACAUUCCAGAAAACUGCCUUUGAGAGCUAUAAAGAAGAGAUCCAGAUGGAUUCACCAAAUGAUCCCCAGUCUUCUCAACCAGUUUCUCAAAAUGGCACGGCAAGCAAGCCAGGGAUUGGUGCUUCAGAACGUACCUCCACCAGUACAGCAAACCCUCUAUUGUCGGUGGAAGCUUUGGAGAAAAUGAUGGAAGAUCCAACAGUACAAAAGAUGGUUUAUCCUUACUUACCAGAGGAGAUGAGGAAUCCUGCCACCUUUAAAUGGAUGCUACAAAAUCCACAGUAUCGUCAACAACUCCAGGACAUGCUAAAUAACAUGGGAGGAAGCCCCGAAUGGGACAGUCGUAUGAUGGAUUCCUUGAAAAAUUUUGACCUUAGCAGUCCCGAGGUCAAGCAGCAGUUUGAUCAGAUAGGCCUUACUCCCGAGGAAGUCAUUUCUAAAAUCAUGGCCAAUCCUGACAUUGCGAUGGCAUUUCAAAAUCCAAGAGUUCAAGCUGCUAUCAUGGAAUGUUCUCAGAAUCCAUUGAGUAUUGCCAAAUAUCAAAAUGACAAAGAGGUUAUGGAUGUUUUCAAUAAGAUAUCAGAACUCUUCCCAGGGGCAACAGGUUCUUAGUUCUACUUAUCCUACCACUGCCAGUAACUAAGCUGUGUAUAGUACACUGGAGAAACUAGAUGAUGAAUCUCAUACCACACCUGUAAGCAUGUUUCUGCACUUUCCUGAUGUCCAAUGUAUGAAGACGAGACGGGCGUCGCUGCCCUGCUUUAUCAACGUGUCGCCAAAUCCAGUAUCAGCUUUCUCAACAAUUUUAGAAAGCUCACUGUUGAUCUCACCUUCCAGCACUAGUUCUUCCAGAUUCUACCGUAAAUUUUUUGCUAGUCCUAGUCGGUUCAUCCGUUUAUAGUUUUCCUGUGUUUCUUUCCUUUUCUGCUUUUGGAUGUACGCAUACUUAUGUUGAAACUUGAGUCCAACUAUAGAAGACCUAAGUCCGAAACGAGCUUUAAUUAAAUCAACCAAUGAAGAGUGAAACUGAAGCCGUCUGACAUUUCUCAUGUAUUUUAACCAAGUACGUUAUUGAUUUGAACUAUGUUUCAAGUUUUGCAGUUACGACA
This is a messenger RNA of Sesamum indicum (sesame), 1971 nucleotides long. Its product is annotated as protein TIC 40, chloroplastic. Gene Ontology annotation, cellular component: chloroplast thylakoid membrane; chloroplast inner membrane. NCBI's taxonomy places the organism in Eukaryota, Viridiplantae, Streptophyta, Magnoliopsida, Lamiales, Pedaliaceae. The record is from RefSeq and is a predicted model, not a curated record. Gene Ontology annotation, biological process: protein import into chloroplast stroma; chloroplast organization.